ACGUCCUCAGGGGCAGACAAAGCACACGGCGGAUAUUACAAGUUAUGAAGACGCAAGGGGCACCGGCACAGACAAGGCACGACUCUUGGGUGUGGGUGGUGUCAAGCAAUCAAUCAUUCCCGAGCCGCUAGGUCGGGUUUGUGCUUGUGCAGCAUUGCAGCCCUACAGCCACAUUUCCACCCGAAACACGUUCCCUGGCGAUCUCCCUUUUAUUCCCAAGACCCUGGCCUGCUAAACACGCCGAACUAUGUUUCGCAUCUGCCAUGCCCGUCACCGACGAGGAAGCUGCAUUGGCGGCCGUUGCGACCCUGCACUCCUUGUCCCCUGAGCAGACUGAGGCCCUGGACGGCAUCAACGCCAUUCUGCACAACGGCGAGCCCUUUGUCGACGUCCAUGAGCUGUUCGCCCUGUAUAAUCUCCUCUACUUCCGAAAGCUACUCCUCCCACGUGUUGAAGUCAUCUGGUCGCCGCGCUUGACUCUGUGCGCUGGCAUCUGUGAGUUAUCCAAGGACCCCAAGACCGGAAAGUUCACGCGCAUCCGUCUGAAGCUGUCGACACCUCUGCUGCAGUACCGUCCACGCUCCGACACCAUCAACACCCUGCUCCACGAGUCGAUUCAUGCCUACUUCUUUAUCACCACCUCGUGGAAGCACUCGCGCGGAGAUGAUGGAACUGGACAUGGUGUUGGCUUCCAGCUGCUCGCAGACGCCGUAAACAACCACGGCAACUAUCAAGUCACCAUAUACCACACCUUUCACGAUGAAGUCGACAGCUACCGAACACACGUCUGGCAGUGCGACGGGCCUUGCAAGAACCAGCCCCCAUACUUUGGCCUGGUCAAGCGAAGCAUGAACCGAGCUCCUGGCAAGGGUGACACGUGGUACUCGAGACAUCAGGCCGAGUGUGGGGGGACAUUCCAGAAGGUGCAAGAGCCAGCGCCGACCAAAAAGCAAUUGGAGGCCAUGAGCACCAAAGAGCGCGCGGGACGACAGAAGAAUAAGCUGGAUAACUGGAUCAAAAAAGACGUCAAAGUGGAGGGUAAAACCCCUGCUAUGCCCAUUAUCAUUGGAGCAGAGGAUGAGGCUUCAACAUCUUUCCAAGCUGGCCAGAAACGGCCGCUAGUGAGCGAGGACCAUGAGCCUGUCGUCCAGAAGAAGUUGCUUGUCGACUGUCCGAUCUGUAGUAUCAGAUUAGCCGAGUCCGAUAUCAACGAACAUCUGGACGUAGAACACCUUUGAUCUUACAAAUAACAUUUGCGAAGGCGAGUGUGCUACGUCAUUGCGCAUUAGAACUGUGCCACGUCUCGGAUCCGUGUUACCUCUCAUCUGUUGGAGAGGAAGCCAUCUCGUGCAUCCAAUGAUUUCUUCCACAUCACUAGCGUGAUGCUGAAAUCAUCAGUACCUUUAUGGAAUUUAGUCCA
This is a messenger RNA of Alternaria alternata, 1420 nucleotides long. RefSeq lists its product as hypothetical. Gene Ontology annotation, cellular component: nucleus. The transcript is spliced from 2 exons. Gene Ontology annotation, molecular function: single-stranded DNA binding; polyubiquitin modification-dependent protein binding; metalloendopeptidase activity. Bases 264 to 1238 code for a protein of 324 amino acids. Gene Ontology annotation, biological process: DNA repair. Lineage: Eukaryota; Fungi; Ascomycota; Dothideomycetes; Pleosporales; Pleosporaceae. The record is from RefSeq and is a predicted model, not a curated record.